This is a messenger RNA of Trematosphaeria pertusa, 551 nucleotides long. RefSeq lists its product as uncharacterized. NCBI's taxonomy places the organism in Eukaryota, Fungi, Ascomycota, Dothideomycetes, Pleosporales, Trematosphaeriaceae. The record is from RefSeq and is a predicted model, not a curated record. The transcript has 2 exons. The annotation marks the transcript as partial.
GGCAAGCGGCAGAGACCCAACGCCCAUCCCCGACAGCGACCGCGAGCUCCUCUUGGCCGCCAUCGACGAGCUCAAAGACAUCGUGAUGAGCGACGAUAUCUACCGCAACAUCAUCAAGCUCCAUCACCGGCACGCCGAGAUCCCAGCCGGAUUCGAGAUCCAAGCGCCCAUCAGCGGCAUCGAGCUCGCUGUGUACGUCCAAGAUCCGGACGAGGGAACGAUUUACGUCGAUAUGAGGCACUGGCGCGUUUGGACCACCGUGUUACCCAGGCUGGUGAAGCAUAUGGUUACGGGUCCGUGGGGAUGGGAUGCCAUGGUCACGGCCUCCCCGCCGGGUGCCUCGUUCGUUCUGAGGAAGAUGGAGUAGGUGUGGUGAGCCGCAGGAUCAGUCCAACUCACUCCAGCAAGGCUGUUGUUUACCAAAUUGCCUGUGGGGUUGGGGGGAGUACGUUGGCUUCCACUUUGGAUAUCACGGCUCCCGACGAUUUUGUGUUAUUGCACCGCCACGUGCGAGGGAUUUGGGAGGAAUGAAGCUUUGGGAAACGUGGCAG